Asterias rubens (European starfish) is the source of this 847-nucleotide messenger RNA. RefSeq lists its product as uncharacterized. Bases 7 to 708 code for a protein of 233 amino acids. The transcript is spliced from 2 exons. NCBI's taxonomy places the organism in Eukaryota, Metazoa, Echinodermata, Asteroidea, Forcipulatida, Asteriidae. The record is from RefSeq and is a predicted model, not a curated record.
UUCAAAAUGGCUGCCCAGAGUGAAGAGCAUACUGUUGUAAAAAGUGAACAAGUGAGUGCAGUUUUUGUCACACUCAUCUUAAAACACCCUGUUCUUCUAAACAAAUCUCAACUACCGAGUAUCAAGGAAAAGAAAUGGAACGCUCUCCAGGACGCCAAAGCAAUAAUUGCAAAAACCACCGGGAAAAACAUGGAUGACAAACAAAUAUUGAAGAAAGUUGCCAACAUGAAAGUACAAGUCAAGAAGAAAAUGGAGGCAGCCAAAACCGGUAAUCAAACGAUUAACCUGCGUUCCUGGGAGAAAGAUCUCUUCUACGCAUUGAAAGGGCAAAAAACACCUACAUGUACCACCACACACAAGAUGGCUUCUGCAAUUUCAGCAGGAUUUUGUUCCUCCAGUUGUGCUUCUGCUGAUGUCAGCUUUGGGGGUUUAAAGAAUUCAAGUGGGCAAUGCGGUUCCAAAUCAGCCUCGACGUCUCCCCAAAGUCAAUUCUCAACACCGCUACCUCUUCGUGGAUCCAAAAGGAAGAGUUUAGGCCUACCCGGUGAGACUGAGGAAACCAUGAACCUGUCUACGACCAAACUACAGCGACUUGUACUGUUGGAGCAACUGAACUACACCAGGAUGAAAAUUAGACGGCUAGAGGAGAACAAACAGACAGCACAAGAGGACCUAUCAAGUGGAUCAACGGAUGCGAUGCAUUACUAACUUGAGGAACUACAUGUCAUACACCAUCACUGGAUUACAACACAACGUAAAAGUGUUGACAUUUUUCUUUACAUGUACAUUGUACCAUUCUUCAAACAAAAACGCUGGAGAUCUGCACAUUUAAAAAAUGUUAGGCUUG